CGAUGAAUGGAGUCGCCUUCUGCCUGGUCGGGAUCCCGCCCCGCCCGGAGCCCCGGCCCCCUCAGCUGCCGCUGGGCCCGAGAGAUGGGUGCUCCUCGGGGCGCCCCCUCCCCUGGCAGGGGCCGCGGACACUUCUGCUGCGCAAAAGUCUCCAGGACGGCUUUGGCUUCACCUUGCGCCACUUCAUCGUGUACCCGCCCGAGUCAGCUGUGCACUGCAGCCUGAAGGAGGAAGAGAAUGGAGGCCGAGGAGGAGGACCCUCCCCCCGGCACCACCGCCUGGAGCCCAUGGAUACCAUCUUCGUCAAGAACGUGAAGGAUGACGGCCCCGCCCACAGAGCAGGCCUCCGCACCGGAGACCGGCUGGUGAAAGUGAACGGGGAGAGCGUCAUUGGGAAGACCUACUCCCAGGUCAUAGCUCUGAUCCAGAAUAGCGAUGACACUCUGGAGCUUUCCAUCAUGCCCAAGGAUGAAGACAUCCUCCAGCUGGCCUACUCCCAGGACGCCUACCUGAAGGGGAACGAGCCAUAUUCUGGAGAGGCCCGGAGCAUCCCAGAGCCGCCCCCGAUCUGCUACCCUCGAAAGACUUAUGCCCCGCCAGCCCGGGUCUCCACCUGGGCCACUAUGGUGCCUGAGCCCCUCUCAGCACUGCCCAGUGACCCCCGGAGUCCUGCUGCCUGGAGCGACCCGGGGCCCCGCGUCCCUUCCGCCACCCGCACCCAUCCGGACCACUCUUCCUUGGGGAUGAGCCAGCCCCGCCCCAGCCCUGGUGCCUUCCCCCGCCUCCCCUCGGAGCCCCGGACGCCCCGUGCCUUCCCGGAGCCUGGCAGCCGGGUGCCCCCCAGCAGACUGGAGUGCCAGCAAGCCUUGUCACACUGGCUGUCAAACCAGGUACCCCGCAGGGCGGGGGAGAGACGGUGCCCUGCCAUGCCCCCCCGGGCCCGCAGUGCCUCCCAGGACCGGUUGGAGGAUGUGACUGCCCACCACCCGUGGCCCUGCUCCACCUCCCAGGGUGCCUUGAGCCAGUUGGGUCACGAGGGCUGGCACCGAGCCCGCUCAGACGACUACUUGAGCCGGGCCACCCGCUCAGCCGAGGCACUGGGUCCAGGAGCACUGGUGUCACCCCGUUUUGAGCGCUGUGGCUGGGCUUCCCAGCGUCCGUCUGCCCGCACCCCUGCCUGCCCACCCAGGGACCUUCCUGCGUCCCAGGCCCCACCCCCGCCUGGUCUGCAAGGCCUGGAUGACAUUGGCUACAUCGGGUACCGGAGCUACAGCCCGUCAUUCCAGCGCCGGACUGGCCUCUUGCACGCACUGUCCUUCCGGGACUCACCCUUUGGGGGGCUGCCCACCUUCAACUUGGCUCAGUCGCCUGCAUCGUUCCCACCGGAAGCCUCCGAACCGCCCAGGGUUGCCCGCCCAGAACCUAGCACCCGGGCUCUGGAGCCUGCCGGCGAGGAUCGCCGUGAUGAGGUGGUUCUGAGGCAAAAGCCUCCCACGGGCCGGAAGGUCCAGCUGCCCCCUGCAAGACAGAUGAACCUUGGGUUUGGCGAAGAGGCCCCAGAGCCAGAGUCCAGUGGGCGAGUGGAACGCCUGGGCAGGAAGGUGGCCCCUUUGGCCACUACUGAAGACUCUCUGGCUUCCAUCCCCUUCAUUGAUGAGCCCACCAGCCCCAGCAUUGACCUCCAAGCCAAGCAUGUCCCUGCCUCCGCCGUGGUCUCCAGCGCCAUGAACUCAGCCCCCGUCCUGGGCACCAGCCCAUCCUCCCCAACUUUCACCUUUGCCCUUGGCCGCCAUUACUCCCAGGACUGCAGCAGCAUCAAGGCCGGCCGCCGCUCCUCCUACCUGCUGGCCAUCACCACGGAGCGCUCCAAGUCCUGCGACGACGGGCUCAAUACCUUCCGGGAAGAGGGCAGGGCUCUGAGGCGCCUGCCAAACCGAGUACCCAGCCUGCGGAUGCUGCGAAGCUUCUUUACUGAUGGGUCCUUGGAUAGCUGGGGUACUUCCGAUGAUGCCGACGCUCCUUCUAAGCGACACUCGACCUCUGACCUCUCGGACGCAACCUUCAGCGAUAUCAGGAGAGAAGGCUGGUUGUAUUAUAAACAGGUCCUCACCAAGAAGGGGAAGAAAGCGGGCGGCGGCCUGCGCCAGUGGAAGCGGGUGUACGCCGCGCUGCGGGCGCGCUCCCUCUCGCUGAGCAAGGAGCGGCGGGAGCCCGGGCCGGCGGCGGCGGCGGGGGCGGCGGCGGCCGUCGCAGGUGAGGACGAGGCGGCGCCCGUCUGCAUCGGCUCCUGCCUGGUGGACAUCUCCUACAGCGAGACCAAGAGGAGGCACGUGUUCCGGCUGACCACCGCUGACUUCUGUGAAUAUCUCUUUCAGGCUGAGGACCGGGAUGACAUGCUGGGCUGGAUCAGAGCGAUCCGAGAGAACAGCAGGGCCGAGGGCGAGGACCCCGGCUGUGCCAACCAAGCUCUGAUCAGCAAGAAGCUUAAUGAUUAUCGCAAAGUAAGCCAUAGCUCUGGGCCCAAAGCUGACUCUUCCCCAAAAGUCUCUCGUGGCCUGGGGGGCCUCAAGUCUGAGUUCCUCAAACAGAGUACUGCACGUGGCCUCAGGACUCAGGACCAGUCGGCGGGGAACAAGGAUGACAGCGCUGCCACUCCCAAAACCCCGUGGGGCAUCAACAUCAUCAAGAAGAACAAGAAAGCAGCUCCUAGGGCGUUUGGGGUCCGGCUGGAGGAGUGCCAGCCAGCCACGGAGAACCAGCGGGUCCCCUUGAUCGUGGCCGCAUGCUGCCGCAUCGUGGAAGCACGGGGGCUGGAGUCCACGGGCAUUUACCGAGUACCGGGCAACAAUGCAGUCGUGUGCAGCCUACAGGAGCAGCUCAACCGUGGGCCCGGGGACAUCAACCUACAGGAUGAGCGCUGGCAGGACCUCAAUGUGAUCAGCAGCCUGCUUAAGUCCUUCUUCCGAAAACUGCCUGAGCCUCUUUUCACCGAUGACAAAUACAACGACUUCAUCGAGGCCAAUCGCAUUGAAGACUCGAGGGAGCGGAUGAAGACACUCCGGAAGCUGAUCCGGGAUCUCCCAGGGCACUACUAUGAGACACUCAAAUUCCUCGUGGGCCAUCUGAAGACCAUUGCCGACCACUCGGAGAAAAACAAGAUGGAGCCCAGGAACCUGGCCCUGGUCUUCGGGCCGACGCUGGUGAGGACGUCGGAGGACAACAUGGCGGACAUGGUGACCCACAUGCCUGAUCGCUAUAAGAUCGUGGAGACGCUGAUCCAGCACUCAGACUGGUUCUUCAGCGAUGACGAGGACAAGGGAGAGAGAACCCCUGUGGAUGACAAGGAGCCUCAAUCAGUGCCCAACAUUGAGUACCUCCUGCCUAACAUUGGCAGGACAGUGCCCCCUGGUGACCCAGGUUCAGAUUCCACCACCUGCAGUUCAGCCAAGUCCAAGGGCUCGUGGGCCCCCAAGAAGGAGCCGUAUGCCCGGGAGAUGCUGGCGAUCUCCUUCAUCUCGGCGGUCAACCGCAAGCGGAAGAAGCGGCGGGAGGCGCGGGGGCUGGGCAGCAGCACCGACGACGACUCGGAGCAGGAGGCGCACAAGCCCGAGGCGGGGGCGCCGGCGCCGGGGGCGCGGGACCGGCCGGAGGGGCCGCCGCCGGGCGCCGCCGCCCCCGAGGCUCCGGGGCGCUUCAGCCCCCCUGCGGCGCCGGACGAGCGGCCGGCCGCGGACACGCGCUCCAUCGUCUCGGGCUACUCCACCCUGUCCACCAUGGACCGCAGCGUGUGCUCGGGCGCCGGGGGCCGGCGGCCGGGCGCGGGGGACGAGGCGGACGAUGAGCGCAGCGAGCUGAGCCACGUGGAGACGGACACAGAGGCCGGCGCAGGGUCCGGGGGGCGCCCGGCACGCCGGCCCUCCUUCAGCUCGCACCGCCUCAUGCCCUGCGACACGCUGGCGCGCCGCCGCCUGUCCCGCGGCCGCCCGGACGCCGAGGGCGCGGGCGCGGGGCGGGGCGGCUCCCGGGCUGCGGAGCCGCCGGGCUCCGCGUCGUCCAGCAGCCAGGAGUCGCUGCGCCCCCCGGCGGCCGCGAUGGUGGCGGCGCUGGGAUCGCGGCCGUCGCGCAUCGAGGCGCUGCGGCUUCGCCUCCGCGGCACCGCCGACGACAUGCUCGCCGUGCGGCUGCGGCGGCCGCUGUCGCCGGAGACGCGGCGACGCCGGAGCAGCUGGCGGCGCCACACGGUGGUGGUGCAGAGCCCGCUGACCGACCUCAACUUCAACGAGUGGAAGGAGGUGGGCGGGGGCGGCGCCCCGGAGCCCGUGGGGCCCCGGGCGCACAGCGACAACAAGGACUCGGGCCUCAGCAGCCUGGAGUCCACCAAGGCCCGGGCGCCGUCGUCCGCGGCCUCGCUGCCGCCCGGAGACCCGGGGGCCCUGCAGAGCCAGCCCCCGCGCCGCUCCGCCGCCUCCCGCCUCCACCAGUGUCUGUGACCAGCCUCCCCCCACCCCCGCCGGUCCCUCUCCUCCAGCCUUCUCUGGCUUGCACCCCUCUCCUCUUGCGCCCCACCCCCACCCCCGUGCAUCUGGCGCUGCAGGCCGCGUCUCUAGUUUGUGUGCGGGAUUGGGCUGCCCAGGCCAACGGGACAGGGAGCAGGAGUGGGAGGGAGGGGGCCCCCGGAGGUAAGAGGAAGGGGGAAGAGAGAGAGGGACAGGCUGCAGGAGCUCUGUGACAGAGUGGGCCCUUCUGUGUCUGCACUUAGAGACGCUCGUUGGCCUUGGGGUGUGGAUAGGGAACCGCCCCCCUCCCUGAGUCUCGGACUAAAGGAAAGACCCGGGCUGAUGCUGACUCUUCGCUGAGGCCAGUGCAGGGGGGUGGGGGGCGGGGUGAUGUAGGGUCGUGGCGUGCGUGGGGGGAGGGGUAUGUGUGCGAGCGUGCUAGUCACUGUCAGAAGGUGUCUCCAGUAGCAACUUCCGCCUCUCCUGCCCCUUGUUCCCGCACCUCCCCACAUACAGCAGCCCCCCACCCCUCCCUCCGUGCAUCCAGGGAUCCUGCCCCUGCUGCUUGUCAGAGCCAGAGAAGCAAGUCAGGGCCACCCCACAGAGGCGGGACUGAGACUCUUACCAGGGUUAUUCCUCUCACCAACUUUUGGCCAGCCUCUAAACCGCCCUCACUAAGCUUGUUGACCGUGGGAGCUGGCCGCCUGUCCCCCAGACAGUUUUGGGAGGGUCCAGGGUACCCCCAUCUCCCUUGCCUCUCUCUUUGUUCUUCCAGCUGUGCCUGCUGCUUCCACAAUUCAGGCACACAGACCCCCCACCUCCUUCCCUUUAGGAGGGGGCGUAGUAAAUGUCCCUGGUGUCUCUCUUACACACACACACACACACACACACACACACACACACAGAUUUAUGGGGUCUGAGCUGGGCUGUUCCUUCAGGAUGGGCGGGACCCAGCCCCCUCUUCUCCCCACAGGUUGUAAAUAGACCUCAGACCACCAGCCCCCCCCACCCCCACGCCCGCACUUAACUGCAGGGAAGUCCAGGAGGGGCUGUGAACCCCACUGCCACGUCUAUCAGUCCUCUUGUUUUAUGCAAAGAUUUGCUGUAAAGUAGAUUUCUCUCUCCUCCCUCCCCCACUCUUUUACUGUAAAUAUUGUCUCUAAAUGUGUAACAUAUUAUAAAGAAUUUAUAAGGAUUUUUAAAGAUGUUUUGCUCAUUUAAAAAAGUGUUGUAACAGUGUUGGAUCAGCCUCUGGCCCCACGUGUGCAUGUCUCCUUUCACUGUGUCCUUGACACACCUCUCUAGGCGACAACUAAGAUUUCCUGCUUCUGAAAAGUCCUGUCUUAAAAGUAUAGUCUAUAUCUUGGAAAUAAAUGGCCUUCCUGGAGGCACGA
This is a messenger RNA of Hyaena hyaena (striped hyena), 5890 nucleotides long. RefSeq names its product Rho GTPase activating protein 23 (gene ARHGAP23). The transcript is spliced from 24 exons. Gene Ontology annotation, biological process: signal transduction. The record is from RefSeq and is a predicted model, not a curated record. NCBI's taxonomy places the organism in Eukaryota, Metazoa, Chordata, Mammalia, Carnivora, Hyaenidae. Gene Ontology annotation, molecular function: protein binding. Bases 3 to 4490 code for a protein of 1495 amino acids.